This is a messenger RNA of Staurois parvus, 311 nucleotides long. The record is from the annotation of a GenBank genome assembly. NCBI's taxonomy places the organism in Eukaryota, Metazoa, Chordata, Amphibia, Anura, Ranidae.
CCCCUGAACUCUGUCUGGACAUUGUUGAUUGGCCAUAGGCUGAUCACAUGCACUCUCCCUAGAAAAAAAAACUCUCUAGCAAUACACACCAAACUGAGUGUUAUGAUCCGCAGGUGGUGCCUCAGGCUGCCAACUGACAGACCUACUCAGAGCGUGGGGUCUAAGCCCGGGCUGAGAUAAGAGGGGACACUGGAAGUCUUUGUACACAAUGCAGAGGAUUAACCCCUUAGGUUCCACAGUGAGUAUAACAAGCAUGCUUUACUGCAUAUAUACAGUAAACUGAUUUUACUAUUGUGGGUUUAGUAACACUU